Molecule: messenger RNA, 10895 nt
Organism: Porites lobata
Lineage: Eukaryota; Metazoa; Cnidaria; Anthozoa; Scleractinia; Poritidae
Source: the annotation of a GenBank genome assembly
AAACAAGAUGGCGUCGAUGAAAACAUCCCCUGGCUUGGUCAAUUUCUUUAUAUACAAUUCCACUUUUGCGCCAAAAGAAGGAAUGGUAUGUUAUUUGAUUUUUAAGCUUAUUUCUCGCUGAAUAUACAACUUACUGCGAAAUCAGGGUUGUUAAUCAGGAAUCAAUUGCCUAGAAAAGAAAGUUAUCCUUUCAAAAUCACAGGAGGAGUAUCCAUUUUGCAAAACACGUUCCUUAAGUUCUCUUACCGUGGAAAAAUACUGUAUUGUACAUUGUCUGCGUGCAGGCAUGUUCUAUUUCUUCUGUUGCAAAAGAAAUGGGAGACAUCAACACACAGGCUAUAUUUAUAUGGUGCAGCUUAUAAGCCGUGGUAUUCGCCUCGGUAAUUCAUGCCAUUGUAUCCUGCCAAAGAUUAGAAGCUUUUAACUUUGGCAAUCUCAAUAGCUUUCUCAACAAUUUUGUGCAAACACCACCCUUAACUCUACCAUCACCCUCACCCUUACUCUUCUCCCUACCCCCACCCUCACUCUUACCCGCACCCACACCCUCGGUCUCACCCUCAUUCUUACCCUGAACGUCUUCCUAUUCUCCACCCUCACCCUUUACUACCCCCUUGGUCUCACCCUUAUCCCCACACUCAACCCACCCUCACCCCUCCCCUUGCCUUCACCCUGUGCUUUUGCUCCAGUGUCAUUUUUUUCUGACAAUACUAAAUUUGCUGUUACAAACUUAUAUACAUAACCAUAAUUAUAUUUUAUGACAUUAAGUUUCCUAAAAAAGGGUCCUGAUUUAUGAAUUUUUCUACGUCAGGAAAAGCAAAAGAUUGUCCUCUAUAUUCCACCUGGAGAGAACAUUGACAGGAAGAUUAAAAACAUAGGACUCUGUGAAGCAUUGGUCAAAUUUACACAGUAAGAUCGAAUGCUAUUUUACAUGCCACAUUUUAUCCGACUUUUUGUUGUCAAUUCUUUGAUUCUUUUUAGUGCAUAGUAAACAGCAAAAAGGGUUUUCAUGAAAUCAUAUGUGGUCCUUCAGUUGAUUUUACAAUAAUGCAUAACAUAUUCUAGCCUGUGAAUGCAGACAUAUUUCCUGUUGUUGCUUCUCCUCACCUGAAAAAGUUACUUUUUGGGAGGAGAGAAGCGAUGUCCAGAAAUACAUCUGCAUUUAAAGGCAUAACAUCUUCAUUUUACUGUAGAACAUUCUCACCAGACAAGCCUUGUAGCUCCCUUCACACUCAGAAAACAAGGCAGGUGUUUUUUGAAGCAGAACCAGAUUUCUGGAUGAUCAUGGUAAGCAGUUGAAUAUCUUGUUAGGCCAAACCUGUUUUCAGCAGUCAUGCACCACUGAAAAAUGGCCAAAACAUUUAAAUAGAAAAGUAGAGAUGUUGCUUGGAGAAGUAUCAUUCACAAACCUUGAGCGAUUUUUAGGUCAUCUUGUGCCAAAAGUACAAGCAAUGAAGGCAAGUGCUGCAAAAUCGUAAAAUACCAACAGGGACAUGGUUUUCUUCCCAAUAUGUGGAACAAUGGUGUUUGGAAAUUUAAACUAGGGAUAAUUAUACAUUACCCCCACCUCUCCUCCAACCAAAAAGGUCUCUCUAAUUCCUCCUUUUCACACACUAGUUUUAACUUGCAGGUGACUGGUACAGGUGCUGCUACAGCUUAAGGUUUUACAAUAGGGUUAGGGUCAAAAUAAUAGGAUCUUUAUAAGCCACCCUUACAAAUAACCAUAACCAUGUGCAUGAUCACUGCAAUUGCUGAGAUAAGCUAAUGGCAAUAAUACAAUAAUAUGGGUGGAUUUGCAAUCUUUGCAUGGUGACAUUUUUUGUUGUUUAAAACUAAUUUUUUCUUUAUAGACUGUCAGCAUUCCUUUCAGUGAAAAAAUGGCAAAGGAUGGGAAGAUGAUGAUUGAAUAUCAUGAUGAAGAUGUCUUGGUCAGUAGAAGUGGCCCUUAGUAAAUCCCAAAUAAAAAAAUAUGUCCACUGGAAAGCAUUGUGCUGCAUGCAUUAAUAAUUGUACACUUUUAAGCAUAAUUUUUUUUUUGUAUGAAGAAUUUCUUAUAGUGUUGAAGGCUUUGGAGUUUCCAAAAUGUAAUGUGAUACAUUUAUAAAUAUGGUAAUUGAAUUGUUUACUAAAUGUUAAUUAAUUAAUGAUAACAUAAUACAGUGAUUAAAUAUAAGCUACUUUAUUUAUAUAAAUUAAUAUUGACAUUUCCUUGCAGGAUUCUGUUCUUGAUGCAGUAUUAAAGCAAGCUUACAAAAUGUUCAAGGUAUGCUUAGCUUUUAAUUCCCUUGUAUAUAUAAUGUACAUAUCAGUGCCGGAUCCAUACCUUCAAAUAAGGGGGAGGCCCAGUCAUCCAGACCCUUAGUUAAGGGAGGGGGGGUGGUGGUCCCCUUUGGGCCUCAGUUUGGUCUAAAAACAAGGGGGACCGGGCCCCUCGGACCCCUCCCAUGAAUCUGCCACUGCAUAUGUAUAUAAUGUUUGUUAACAAUGGUCAUUUUGUCAUGAAAUUGAAAAGAAACCAACUUGUAAAAUGUCAUUGAUAAAAUAAUUUUUGUUUUCUUCUCAGCUCUUUAAUGGUACAUUUGCCUAUAUUAUAAAAAGCCACAACCUUGAAGCACUUUGCAAAAGAUUAGAACAUUUCUACACAUCAGUAAGUUUUGUUUUUGACCUAUUUUUAACUGCUACGUUUUAAUUAAUAUGGUGAGAUUAUUAUUUUGUCAUUCCAACUUUUAAACCUGUGGAUGAAAUUUAAAUAUAAUUGCUCUAAGAUUUUUCAAAAAAGAAAACCUGGACACUAUUAGCUAGAAAUAAACUAGAUUUUUGAUAACCUAAUUUAUUAUUGAUACAAUUUUUUUUGCUUAAUAUACAAACAAUGUACUAUCCACAGUUGUAAUUCUCUGUAUUCUUCUGUAUUCCUACAUGUAAAUGAAUUUUAGCUGAACUGACAGUAAGAUAACAAGAUAGAGACUUGAGAUGGACUUUAGGACUUAAAUUUUUAGAAUCAAAAGUGAUGUGUGAGUGAAAAUGAAAUUAUAUUAUGUUGCAUUUUACAAUUUUGAAAAAUUCUUUUGUUUUCAGUACUUACAGACUUUAAACUUUUCCCAGUUUGAUCUGCUGGAUGUUUUUUCAGGUACUUACAGCUGUUACCUAUUUGGCAUUAAAUCAUUGAUAUGAAUUAGCUGCUGUGGGGCUUGGAAAAAAAGUCCUGUCCACUAGUUUGGGACAAACAGAUUUUCUUGCUGGGCAAGUAAUCUUUAAACCAAUGGGCAAAGGUCCAUGCACUUCAUCCUCUAACUAAAUCAUUAACAAAGACAAGCAAGAAGUAGCCCUGGGCAAACAAAAUGUGAGAGCAGCUUGCUGAAAUGACUAGCUGGUAACUUACAUUAUUUUUUUUCUUCAAGCCCUGUAACAAUGUACUCAAAUGCCUGUAUUGUCACACACUGUCCAGUCUAUAAUCCCCAGGUGUGGCUCCUAGAAUUCUAAAAAUAUAAUUUUCUUUUUGAUUGAAUGAAUAUGUCAUUUCUUUUCCCACAGGAAUAAAUUUUCUUCCAGUGGACAAAACUACCUUUCUAAGGAUCCAGUCUUUCAUAAAUGUGAUUGAGCAUUCAUUCAGGUAAAAACGGGCCGUAACAUAAUGUACAGACACACCUAGUACAGACACCCAAAAAAUAACAGACAUACAGUUUCAUUUUCUUAACAAAGAGCUCAUAUAUUUUCUUUAAAAUUAACCCACUUAAAACAGACACUAGUUAAUACAGACAAUGGAUACUUUUUAAGAAAUGGUCCCAACAUCUCAUAAAAAAAUUGCAUCAGAGAAAAUCCAAAAAACCAUAUGCAGGGUUGUCACUAAGAUUUCGAGUUGCCAGGUAAAUCCAACAAGCAGGCAGGGAAUCAAACAGCUAGGGAUUUCUUUUGGUUCUAUUUUUCUGUUAUUUUCCAAUGAAAGUAGCCGGGGCCACACCCAUAGUAGCCAGGGGAAAUCCCCAGCCUCUGGCUCUUAUUGACAACCCUGUAUAUGUAAAGUAGAUGAGAAAAUUCCAGUGAAAACAUUUUUUUCACUUCUCACCUUUUUCAUGGUUCAUUCAAAUUAAUUUUAUGACUCUUUGGGUUUUUGCAGAAACCUUUCAGGUCAGUAUGAGAUUCUGGGAAAAUAGACCGGGCUUGGGAUUCAUUGUUUUCUAUUUUCACUUAUUUUCAGCCAAAUAAGGUACACAGCUUUUCUAUACUCUGAAAAACUUGUCUGGUAAGUCCAUCAUAUGUAGUUCUUGGUAGUAAAGUGAUGUUGAGUCAGAGUGAUCUUCACUGUACACUGUGAAAUUUUAAAUGUCAAGUUUGUUUGAUUUUUAAGUUUUAAGUAGUUUUUUCCUUUUGCAGGAGUGGUCUUGAACAAGAAGAUAUGCGCACACUAUACAAAUACUUAGUCUCAAGUUUGUUUCCUACAACAAAUGACCUGGAGGUACUGUACUGUCAUUAUUUGUACAAAACUUAAGGUAGCAAAAAAAACUUCAAAAACUCAUUAAUAAUUCAUAAAGAAACAACAAAAGAAAUUAAUGUUUAAUGAGUGUCUUUAUAUCUGUUAAAGACCCGACCAAAAUAGACAAAAAUAACCCUAAAUCUAACAAGAAUGAGUUGAUCUAUAUCUAACCCUAAAAACUCUCAGUUUCGCCUUGAGUUUUUAAUCCCGAUAAUACACUCCCGCUCAUUUUUUAAACUGUACUUCAUGGCUAUCUAACCCUGAAAAUAAAUGGUUUUUUGCAGAGUAUAGAAAACCCAAGAUCUCAAGGUUAUGUUGUUGUUCAGCCUAAAUCUCAUCAUGGAAGGUAUCUUUAGAAGUUUUGAAUCAAUACUACCGGUACUCUAAAUGCAUUUUAGGCCCGUUUGAAAUGUCGAACUUUGCUGACAUGCUGAUUUUAAUGCUGAUGAACAAGAUCUCUUGUUUUUGCUGAGUUGCUUUAGAUUGAUUAGACACAUGUGAAGUUCAAUGUUUGAAAGGGGUCUUAUGAUGAUGAUGAUGAUGAUGAUGAUGAUGAUGAUGAUGAUGAUGAUUCAGUAGUGACAGUAGUGUUGGUAGUGGUGAUCAGUGUACAAAGAAAGUAGUGUCCGAUAGCUUGGGGCUAGUGGAUUUUGCUAUUUUGCCGAUGGGCAAGUGAAUUUUUUGUGGGAUGGAGGGGGGGAGGUUCACAUUACAGAAGAACUGUAAUCAAUGCUCACGAAAAGUAUUUUUGUGCUAGUGGAAAUGACUUUUGGGCUAAUACAUGCUAGCUACAGCAACAUGCAAGCAGUAAAACUGACUUUCUUUGCACCCAGUGAUGAUGGUGAUGAUGAUUAUGACUACAUUUAGCUCAUGUUAAGUUCAACAUUUCAAAUUGGCCUUAAUGAAGUGAUGUUGACGAUGGUCUUAUUCACUCAUUCACACACUUUUAAUGAUGACAAUAGCUUGAUCAUAUGGAGGUGGGAAUGGCUAUGCUAACAGUGGCGCUUAGUGGUAUGAACAAGAUGUUCUACCUUCCUCCAAGAUUCCCAUUCAGAGGAAGAAAGAAGUACGAAGCAUUUUUCCUAUUUUCAGAUUCAUAACAGGUCCUACUGAAUUAGGAGAUGUACCAACACCAAGGACGCCACCCAAAAUAUUUGUUAAUACUGACUCUGAACAGGAGGAACUGAUACUAGUGGUGUAUAAGGUAUUAUAAAAAAACUAAGCUAAUGUACUUGUGCUUUCUCUUAUUGCUUGAAAAUACUGUUGUUAAAUAUACUCAGCAAUGGUAAUCUCACGAUAUAAUUAACUGUCAGGAUCAUUUCUUUAACAAAGUCUAAGCUAGGCUGCGGUGUAAGACAUCACUGGGCUUUCAGUUUUCUAAUCUCUGCAAUAAGUGGCUUAUUUCAAGAUGAUAUAUGUAAAUGUUCCUCCACUUUAUACUGUGUGUUUCCAUCAAAAAUUUCACGAUAAAUGUUGAUUAUGUGAAAGCAUAAGCAAACUGAAAAUGGUUUAGUCACGAGUGUUAAACAUUAGCUAAAUUCCGUUAUUAAAAAUAGCCGGCCCUGAAGCUUGGUCUCGUUGAUGUAUCGGCAAUAGGAUAUUGCAAGUAUUUAAUUCUAAGUCAAGACAUUACGCCUGAUGCUUUUGUAACUGAAUCCUUGUUUGUUUGUUUGUUUGUUUGUUUUUUCAGGCUUUAGAGGCUACAAUAUGUUUAAUGGUCUCAGGUUAGUGAGAACAAAAUGCGUCAUAUCUAGAGAUUUUGUGGAAUGCUACAGAUAUUUUACUGUUUAAUAGCAAUUUAAGUAGUGUGACAAAAGAAAACAAAGAUUAAAGUUAUUCCAAUUAAUGGUACAGUCGAUAUUCUCUUAAGCAACCACCCAAAAAUGGACGAUUUAUUGGUUGCUUACGAGAAUCAAACCACUAGGAGUCUUUGGAAAAUUAUACAAAACGUCACCUAAAAACUGAUCGCGUUCGCUUUGGAGAGGUUCAAACUUUAAGGCUUUGUCUUGAGAAAAACUUGGUGUUUGGAUUGAUGGUCGCUCUGCACCUGUUUUUUCCGUCUGUGGCUCUUCAAAGUCAACACUAGUUUUCACGUUGGUUUUCACUGGUACGUGAUAGUUUCCGUAAUUCUGUAAUAAACAUUCCUCAUGUUUGUUUUAGUAUAGGAGUCGCCCCACAAACCUCCCCCCCCCUCCCCCCUCCCUCCCGCAAGAGGUAAAACGCCGUUUUUUAUGUUUUGUUUAGGAGAUGAAAGUUAAUCAUUGUUCGAUAUCUACAGGAUUGACGUUGGGACUGUCUUAUUUUGCGUUUUUUCCCUAUUUAGGGCCUUAUCCUAGCAUGGACCUCUUUAGAAAGAUUGAUAAUUUUAUUGGCCCUCAACUUACAACGCUGGCCAGUGUGGUUGGUGAACAAAGUGCAAAGAAGCAGCAGAGGUAUCAAGUGGUUAAAGAAUUUCCUCAAGUGGAUUCAUAGACUUUUCGACUGAUUGAAAAUAGUCCAUGUUUGAUAUAUUAAAAUUCUAACAUGACUCCAAGGCUUUCUGGUAAUUUUUCCUUAUUUGGUAUGCUUAUCUUUGUGCUCAAGUCUUUUCUGGGAAUUGCGAGACAAUGGAGUCGUGAAAAAAUUUGCAAUUUUGACGCUUAAGCAUCGGACUCAUGUUAGAGUUUUAAUAUACUGAACAUGGGCUAUAAGUGCCUCUAGGUGUUCCGUUCCCACGGAGCCACCUAAACCGUACAAACAUUUAGACGCCCAGCCGUUUAAAGUUCCGUGUGAACAGAGCGAAAAUGUUGAACAGUCCCGUGUGGACAAAGUGUUCGGUCAAAUUUUUCGGUCGGUCGAAAAUUCGUCCAGUGUCGUGUGAACGUGGCCUUAGUGGUCGCUUACAGGAGGUGGUCCCUCAGGAGAAAGAAACCACAGGGGGUCUCUUCCGAGAAGAUGUCCGAACACAUCUACUUUAUGGAAGAUAAUUUAUUACGUAUGUGCAGACGGAUAUGUGCAGUGUCAUGUGGGCACAUUGUACUUAAGUUCUUCUUAUACUCUAAGUAGCAUAGUUCAUACAGCGAACAUAGAGAUCACAGCAUGCGUCAAGUGGUCGCUCACAAGAGAUUAAAAACAAUGGAAAACUGUUAGUCGCAAAAAGUGGUAGUGGUUGCUUACAAGGCGUGGUCGUUUUCGAGAGGUUCCAACUGUAAGGCUUUGACUGGGAAAAAUUUGGUGUUUUGGAUGAGUGAUCGCUUAAUUUAUGGGAGACGGUCGCUUACGAGAUUUGGUCGCAUAUUGAGGUUGGACAGUAUUUUCAUUUACCAAGUGAAAUUUCUUUGUUUUAACUAACGCCUUUUUGGACUUAAAAAAACGAAACCCUUUGGUGUUGACGACUGCGACUGAAGCGAGAACAGGAAAAAAAGCAAAAGUUUUAAUUAGCAAAACAACAAUUUUGCACGUGUAUCAAGCAUUUUGUACAUUUCGUUGCUGUCACUACAAAGCUGUGACGUGGAAAUGUCUAAUUUCACCGUUUCGUGAAGGACAUGAACACAGGACAACGACUUUCUUUUCUUUUCCUGAACUUUGAUACAGCCCUUUUGAAUUCAACUUCAGAAAACGAGAUGGAAUAAGGGCGAUAAAGCCGUUUGAAGCAGCGAGAAUGCGCUUUUUAAGUGACGUUUUUGUAGCCGUCGCUUUCGUUUUUGCUUAAGCUCCCUAAUACCGCUUAACAAUGCACAGACCACUUUCGCACGACAACUUGUUGCAAGUUGUCAAAUCUGAUUCAAAAACCCAGUGGGAGAACAUGGAGAAGACCUUUGAGCGUCUACGUCUUAGAGAGGCGUGUGCUGGCCCACGAACAGGCGUCUAUUCUUUUCGGAACAAACAGUGUAAGGAGGAAUGGCCGUUUUUAUGAGACACACCGAUUACCUGUCUGUUAUAACAUUGUGCAAACAUAUGCACUUGCGUCGUAGUUCGUGUAGAUGUGUAAGUGUAGCUCAUGUCUCUUUUUCGACUCCAGAGACCGAUGAAUAGGGAGUUUUCACAUUACGUUACGGUGACCAUAUUGGUGUUCCAAAACAACGAAACAGCGGCCAUGUUGUAGCAUGCCUAACAAGCGUUUCCAGUCGAGUUAUUGCACGAAAGUUGGAGCGAGAGCCAAAAAAAAGCUAAAUCGCGCGGAAACGCUUGCUUCAUAGGUUAGCCAUGUUGUUCCAAACUUGAACUCUUUUAUUUAUGUAAACGUUGCAUUUCUCGUUGCCACUUGAGUGAAAACGCUUUUACGACUCUUGCUAAAAGUUAAAUGUUAAGCGUAAGUUAGUAAAGCUUAAUGUUUACUCACUUCAGUGCUUUUUUGCGUCCUUGAUUCAUUCCCAGCUCCGACCAGCAGUACCGAUAUCUGUACUUCAACCACAUGAACUUGGCCCAGAAGACUUCAGUCCACUCCAGAAGGUCCUCGCUACCUAUCGUUGCUCCUGAAAUCAUGAGACUUAUGGGCGACAUAAGUACGGACUUUGCAAGGUAUAGUCCUUGGAAAUCUUUGUUUUUCAAAUCUUUUACAAUAAGACUGCGAAAAUGUGGCCGCCUUGCUUAGCUUAGCUUAGCUUAGCUUAGCCGGCGCUUACACUUCGGCAACUUCUGUUUCAUCGAGCGAACUCUCCAGGAGUUUCUACAAGCUGUUUUUUGACGAACACGGUUUUAUUUUUUGGCACGUGCUGCACGUGCAUGCGCCCCUAUUUUGCACGUGCGUUUACCUUCCAGCUUUGCACGCUUGUUGAACAGUUUUUAAAAUCAUAACUUUGGCUCAGGCUACUUUCCUCUGUCUAAGUCGAAGCGUCAGAAUUUUUAUUUUGACGAAGUAAAGACUAGUUUGAUCAUUACUUUUGAACUGAAGUGGCCCACUUUAAUAACUGGUCUAUCAGCAGGCAUGGUUUUGUUUUCGUUGUCUGUUGUGUCCCUAAAAUGAGGAAUUACAAUUCAAGGCAGUGUAAAAUAAAGGUAUACAACUUCGUCUCCGUCCAAAUUAAAUUAUCCUGCUAGUAAUGCGGAGGCUAAAAUUUAAGCUACGUUGAUACUAUACUCGAUAGCUUUUCCUCCGGCACAAAAACCAUACUAGAGAAGACUUCUGUUUACACAUAAGAACGGUGAUUUCGGCGCGAUUGCGGUAACGGAGCGAAGCUGCGCUGCGCUGACCUCUAAAGUGGAGAGUCACAUAUCGGAUAGGUGCUUGUGUCGGCACAAAAAGCUAUUCGCUAUAAACGGCACCCGACUUGCCCUCUUUGUUAAUUGUGAAAGCAAUAAAGGAAGUUUUUUUGUUACGCCUUUGUAGUUUCCAAGAAGAUGGUGAAACGUUUGUGAAGACCAUGUCCGAUUGUUGGAUCGUUGGACGAAAGUCAGAUCAGCGGGAAUUGUUCGUCAUCCUGAACCAAAAGAAUGCCAACCUUAUAGAGAUUGAUGGUGAGUGAAGUUUUACGCAGGAAACACCGGUUGUUUCCCAUUUACAUGGGCAAACCGGUCAGUUCAAGGUUUGGGUAAAUGGUAAGCAAAAUUCACAAAUCAUUUCCGUGAACCGAUAACGGCUUCGAAAGCCUGAAAUUGGUAUCAAAGGUGGCUUUUAAGAAAUAGAACAGGAAUUUCCGUUUGGAAUAUUCCGACGGGGAAACAUGACUACCUUUUCAGAUGGUCCAUUGUUCCGGGGAAUUUUCCGCUGGAACGACCGAAAAAGUCGUGUUCCAUUUUCUUUUUAACCAGAUUUUCCGGAAACGUUUUGUAAAAUGGUAAACAGCCACCGUCAUUGAGAAACUGCUUCACGUAGUCUGCAGCCUUUGUAUGAAUGUAGAAAUAAGGGAGUGGUCAUUACUUAGCCGGGAAAAGGAGGGAACAUGAAUUUAUGCACAAAUUAGGUAGCUUUGGUCUCUUUAAUAACGGAAGCGUAAACUGUGAACAACGUCAUCAAUAACGAUUCUAAUUUCAAACUGAACAAGCAGCGUUUAUUGAAAUAUUGCACAACCAAGGGAGGGGUGAGAAUUUGAAUGGCCUCCUUUCAUUUGCACCCGCCAUCCCUCCCCCUCUAUUAUGGAAGUAAAGCUAGAAUCCCUAAAUACGUGUUUACUGUGUGUUCAUUUUGCAGAGGAAGUGAAAAGACUGGGUAUUACACAAUUCAACAACAUCUUUUUCUUGGACUAAUCUAAAGGAAUGAAGGGGAAAUCGUUUAGAAUCAUACUGGCCUCGGUUGUGCGUAACGCCGUCCAUUCACAAUAUCCUCGUGACAUAAGCCUCAAUGCUUGGUUCUCUCUCUCGCCUUUGGAACUAGAUUUUUUACUAGAUUCUUCGGACACACUUUUUGGUACAAAGAAUAGAAUAUUUGGCAAAACAGGUUGCCUUGUCUUUAAGCCUCAUUUUUGUGUGCGGUCGAUGGGUUUUGGGUCACGUGGUUCGAGUCGAGUCG